UCUUCGCCCGGAGGUAACAAAGAUUGCAUCAUAACGAAUUAUGAAUUUUAGUUGGCCUUGAUAUUUGGGUGGCUACAUUGAUGUUUCAAUAACUUCCUUAUCAUUUCUAAUUUUGUAAAUGUCACAGAAAAAUCCUGUGCUCAACCAUGUUACUAAAAUCCUAGAUAUUGGUUUUGUAUCUAAGGACAUGCUUGAUCCUUAUGUUGGAGUAGGAAACCUCAUUAUUUCUCUGUUUAUCUUACUUGCUCAUGCAAACUGGAACCUAAAAUUUUAAGUUGAACUAAUGGUAAAUUACUGCUUCAAAUCUUGAAUUUUUUUGCUAAUUGGCCGCAGCCUCGCGCUCUGUGAAUGAAACCUGUUGUGAUUACUGAAAGCACAGCACUUUACAGUAUAUUGUCCAUUGUUCUGGAUCAGCUUGAAGUGCUUGCACAUUUUCAGGAUUUUUCUGUGACAUUUUUUCACAUGUUAAGUUUCCUAGAAAGUUGUUCAUUGCUAUUUGUUAAUAAUAAAACUGAUAUUACUUAAUACUGAUUGUAGAACAGAUCAGAAGUAUCCUCUGAAAGGUGUUCUUGUUAAGUCAUGGAGGGCGAAUCUAUGAGUUGUCGUAGGUUGAAUUUUGAUGAGUCAAUUGAAGAGUAUUCUGAAGCAAACCAAGGCUGUGGUGAUUAUGAAGUUAAUAUAGAAGAAAGGGCUGAUGAAGGCAAUGAAGAUGACACAGAGAUUUUCCCCCCAUUAAGCACAGAUGAAUUGGUGCCAAAAAUUGGUAUGAAAUUUCAAACAGAAGAGGAAGCGUAUGACUUUUAUUUGAAAUAUGCUAAACAAGUUGGAUUUAGCAUACGAAGGACAAGAACCCAUAAUGAUAAUUCGGGCAGAUUAAUUGUCAGGACGUUUUGUUGUAGUGCACAAGGAAAAAGGGGAAAGGACAAACGAGAUAUUUAUGUGAAGCAAAGUUGUGCUGAGACAAGAUUUGGUUGUGAUGCUAAACUGAGGAUUAGUUGUCGAAAUAAUGACAAGUUUUGUGUGGUGAACUUCAUUAAAGAGCAUAAUCAUUAUCUUUCAAGCCCAAACAAAACACAUCUCUACAGAUGUCAUAGGAACAUAUCUUCUUCUGCAGCGAUACAAAUUAAGAUGGCAAGUGAGGUGGGAAUCCCCCCAAAAGCAUCUCAUGAUCUUAUGAUGAGACAAGCAGGUGGGAGGGAGAAUUUAGGGUUUAUUCCUGAAGACUAUAAGAACUACUUGCGAUCUAAAAGAACUAGAAAUAUGAGAGUGGGGGAUACAGGAGGUGUUCUAGAAUAUUUGCAGAAAAUGCAAUGUGAUGAUCCAAAUUUUUUUAAUGCUAUUCAAGUUGAUGAAGAUGAUUUGAUCACAAACAUUUUUUGGUCUGAUGCUAAGAUGAGAGCUGAUUAUGGCAAUUUUGGAGAUGUUGUUUGUUUUGACACAACCUAUAGGAAGAACAAUGAAAGUCGUCCAAUUGCAUUGUUCGUGGAUGUUAAUCAUCAUAAGCAAUCCAUAAUUUUUGGUGCAGCUUUAUUAUAUGAUGAAACUACUUUGUCAUUUGAAUGGUUGUUUGAUACCUUCACUAAAGCUAUGUCUGAGAAAAAACCAACAACUAUUCUUACAGAUCAAGAUGCUGCAAUGGCAAAGGCUUUAGCUUCCAGAUGGCCUGAAACACAUCAUCGUUUAUGCAUUUGACACAUUUAUCAAAAUGCCGCAAUACAUUUGAGUGGAGUUUUUUCUCAAUUCAAAGAGUUUGCUAAAGAUUUUGCCUCUUGUAUAUAUGAUUUUGAUGAAGAGGAAGACUUUCUUUCUACUUGGAACUUGAUGUUGACUAAGUAUGCACUUGAAGAUAAUGAUUGGUUGAGACAUUUGUUUAGCAUAAAGGAAAAAUGGGCGUUAGUAUAUGGAAGACAAAUAUUUUGUGCGGAUAUGACUACAACCCAAAGAAGUGAGAGCAUGAAUAGCAUUUUGAAAAGGUAUGUCACUUAUCAGCAUAAGUUUUUAGAGUUUUUCAAUCACUUCGAAAGAUUGCUUCAGGAUCGUCGAUAUGAAGAGUUAAAAGCAUAUUUUAGAUCCAAUUCAAGUGUUCCAUGUUUAUUGUAUCCGGUUGAAAUAUUAAAACAUGCUAGUUAUACUUAUACUCCUGAGGCAUUCAAGUGUUUUGAAAAAGAAUGGUAUAAAUCUCAUGAUUCUAUUGUAGAAAUUUGUGAGAUUGUUGGAUCACAUGCAACAUACAAAGUUACUUCGCACAAAAAGAAGCACCAUCAUAUAGUUACACUCUAUUAAUCUUCUGAAAAAAUUCAGUGUAGUUAUAGCUGUAGAAAAUAUGAAUUUGCUGGGAUUUUAUGUUCUCAUAUUUUGAGAAUAUUUUCUAUGAAAAAUAUUAUGAAGAUCCCAAAUGAGUAUAUUUUGGAAAGAUGGACAAGAAAUGCAAAAGGUGGAUACUUUGAAGGUAAUGAUACAAUUGUGAACAAAGAUAGUUUGGAUCCAAAAAUUCUUCACAAUAUGCGAUAUAGAGAUUUGUGUGGGUUAUCUGUUCAAUUGGUUACCAAAGCAGCAGAAAGGGAUGACACCCACAUGGUUGUUAAAAAUGCUAUGUUGAGCUUAUGUAAGAUGGUUGAUGAAAAAUUACAAGUUAAUGAAUCAAUUGUGCAUCAAUCAAAUCUUAGCCAAGAAGCUAGUGAGUUGGUUCAAUCUCUAGAUGACACAACAAGAAAUUUGAAUGAAACAGAGUAUCAAAUUGGCGAAGGAAACGAUCUUACAGUCAAAGGAAUUAAACCUAAGAAGAAAACAGUUUCAGGCAAGAGGUUGAAAAGAGGCAUAGAACAAAUUUCUAGAAAAAAGAAAGGGGCAAGCAAAACUAACCAAACUCCAACAAUUGUUCAGGGUAUAGAAGAUCCCAAUAUAGAAGAUCAAUUUCCACCACUUUUGCCAAC
This is a messenger RNA of Zingiber officinale, 2933 nucleotides long. RefSeq names its product protein FAR1-RELATED SEQUENCE 5-like. The transcript has 3 exons. The record is from RefSeq and is a predicted model, not a curated record. Bases 580 to 1692 code for a protein of 370 amino acids. Lineage: Eukaryota; Viridiplantae; Streptophyta; Magnoliopsida; Zingiberales; Zingiberaceae.